GUGAGAGUGCCGCGGUCCGAGCACAUGUGCAGGAUUACAAACUGUGCCCGACAUCCCUGGAUAAGAUGGAGGGCUGCUAUGUGCCCAACAACCCGGCGCACUACGGGCUGGAGCCGCACGGGGGGUGUACCGCCCCCGGUGCCGUCUCCGCCAUCCCCGCCGCCUCCGCUCAGUCGCUCUGGACCGACGACAUGGGAUCCUUCUCGCUGCCGCCUCUCGAUCUGGACCCGCUACCCAGCCUCUUCCCCUUUAGUCCCAAUAACUACAAGUCAGACUUUGGGCCUCUGUUUGAGCCCAAGCACGAGCCCAAGCAGCCCCAUGAUGUCGCUGAUGUGCUGCUGUCCCUGAAACACGCUGUGGUACAUCCAGGACAAGCCUCGCCCACCUACUACCCCCAGGCACAGUGUGGGGUUGCUCCUAGUCCCACUGCUUCUCUCUCUUACACAGUACACCCUCAUCAGCAGAUGAUGUCUCCGGGUGGUAGUUACGCAGCAUCACAGUAUGACCAGAGUUACCACCAGACGCCAGUGUUCCCCAGCAUGAGUGUGAAUGUGAGCAUGAACAUGACCAUGCACGGCUACCCUCCCACCAUGACUGACAAUCUGCAACACCAGAUGACAUGUCCUCAGAUGCAGUGGUCAGCUACCGCUCCCUCUAAUCUGUCCCCAGUUUACCAGAGCCAAGGACUAUUGAGUCCUCAAGCUGCUUACCCCGGUGGUGCCACCUACUCCUUCACUGCAGACUUCCGACCACCGCCAACCGAUCAGUCAUUUCUCUGUGCCUCAACGCCAUCUUCUUUCAAACCUGUGCUCAAUAAAUCUGUACAUUUUCCACCUGCUGGUGCCUGUCUUAGAUCUGCUAAGAGACCUCCGUCUAGUUUAGGAAAGGUUCCUCCAUCAAUGGGCUCUCUGGAAAAUGAUUCGUCACGGCCCAACCUCUGUCGCAUCUGUGGCAAGACAUAUGCCCGACCUAGCACACUCAAGACUCAUCUCCGAACACACUCAGGAGAAAAGCCCUACAGGUGUGACGACUGUAACAAGUCAUUCAGCCAAGCCGCCAACCUGACAGCUCAUGUCCGCACUCACUCUGGAGAGAAACCCUUCCGCUGCCCCAUCUGUGCGAGAAGGUUCUCACAAUCAUCGUCAGUGACAACACACAUGCGGACACACUCGGGUGAGCGGCCGUACCGCUGCAGACUCUGCAAGAAGGCAUUCUCCGACUCCUCCACACUCACCAAGCACCUCAGGAUACACUCCGGGGAGAAACCUUACCAGUGCAAGCUUUGUCUGCUGCGGUUCAGUCAGAGUGGCAACCUCAACAGACACAUGCGCGUGCACGGCAGCGCAGCCGGAGGACUGUUACUGCCUGCGUGACAGUGCAAACCUGCCUGGCUGUCACACCUCAACUGUUGGUGCCAGAACUGACAAUAGCAGUAGAAACUAGAAACCACCACAUCACUGAAUGAUCCCCAAAAGUCGAUUGUUGUGUAAUACAUUGCUAUUUUAAAUAUUUAUUACUUUGUGAGGUGUUCUAAGCCACCAAAAGCUAAAUAACACUAUGUAUAUGAGUCAAACAGGUUAAUAAUG
Molecule: messenger RNA, 1586 nt
Organism: Macrosteles quadrilineatus (aster leafhopper)
Lineage: Eukaryota; Metazoa; Arthropoda; Insecta; Hemiptera; Cicadellidae
Product: protein glass
Exons: 8
Coding region: 66-1373 (435 amino acids)
Cellular component (GO): nucleus
Source: RefSeq, a predicted model, not a curated record